AUGAUUGGAAAAUUUGACAGUGUGACAAAUCUGCAGAAUAUCAUUGCAGUGAAUUGUUCUGAUAGCAAGGUUCAUCUUUCCUCUAUUUACAAUGUGCUUAUCCACCAAAAUGUACAAGCUCCAUGGUAUAAAACAGUCUGGGAUGGAUGGCAUUACCCAAAGCAUUCUUUUAUCCUAUGGCUUGUCAUUCAUCAAAGAUUGUUAACACAGGAAAGGCUAUGUCGCAUGAGGGUGCUUGACACAAACACCUGCACUCUAUGUUCUCAUCAGCAGCCGGAAACUUGCAAACAUCUAUUUUUUGAAUGUGAUUAUUCAGUUUACAUAUGGAAUAGAGUCAUGGACUGGCUGAAUUACAAAUGGAGAUCUUGUACCUGGGAUAAUGUUGUUGAUUGGUAUACCUUGAGGUUAAAGGGUGAGGGAUUUAUGAAGAAGCUUAAGAGAAUGGCUUUGUCUGUUUCAGUCUAUGCUAUAUGGCAAGAGAGAAAUCGGAGGAUCUUCCAAUCCAUUGCAAGAGGGCCUGAACCUGUUUUUAGAUCUGUGAAGAUUACUAUUCUAUCAAAAAUUCUAAAUGAUGACAUACCUGUCUAUAUAAAGGAAAAGAUAGAGCAUAUGUAA
Molecule: messenger RNA, 615 nt
Organism: Asparagus officinalis (garden asparagus)
Lineage: Eukaryota; Viridiplantae; Streptophyta; Magnoliopsida; Asparagales; Asparagaceae
Exons: 1
Coding region: 1-615 (204 amino acids)
Source: RefSeq, a predicted model, not a curated record